Messenger RNA from Mycotypha africana, 1102 nucleotides. RefSeq lists its product as uncharacterized. Gene Ontology annotation, cellular component: nucleus; cytoplasm. The transcript has 5 exons. Lineage: Eukaryota; Fungi; Mucoromycota; Mucoromycetes; Mucorales; Mycotyphaceae. Bases 104 to 943 code for a protein of 279 amino acids. The record is from RefSeq and is a predicted model, not a curated record. Gene Ontology annotation, molecular function: RNA binding.
CUUUUUCCUUUCAAAUUUUUCAAUUCUCUUUUUUCUUUUACUUUUUUAUUUUCCACUUUACUACACAUUUCUUCAUUUUUCUAUUACAUAUCUGUCAUAAAUAAUGGCAAACGUGACAAAUCGUUUCAACGUUCUUUUGAACGACGACGACACUGAAGUUGAUAAGCUUGGUAAUAUCAAGCCUAAGGAGAAGAAGGACGACGAUAAUAAGAGAGCUCCUACUCGUAAGGAAGUUCGUAAGAGUGCCAAUAACAGACUUGCUGUCUCCCCACCAUCAAGACGUGACCGUGGCCCACGCAGAAAUGAAGCCAGUGAAGACGUUUCUGCCCCCGCUUCUGCUGAAAAUGAUAGAAGAGGCCCCAGACCCGAACGAGGUGGUCGUAUGGAAUAUAACAACCGUGGUCGCCAAUAUGAUCGUCACAGUGGUACUGGUAUUAUCGAUAAUGAAAAGAAGAUUAGACAAGGUUGGGGUGAAGCUGGCACUGCUGAAUUCCAAGGUGCACAUGAUACCUUAGACCCCAAAGACCCUGAUGCACCUGAAGGCCGUCCUAGGCGUGAUAAUGAAGCCGAUGAUAAUACAAAGACUCUGGAUGAAUAUCUUGCAGAAAGGAAGUCUUCUUUCCGCCUUGAGCAUGCUCGUAAGCCUAAUGAAGGUUCUAACGAUGCUGAAUGGAAGGAUGCUGUCCCUCUUCAAAAGGAUGAAGAUAACUACUUUGUAGGCAGCAAGGAAACUGAAGCCAAAUUAAGAAAUAAGGCCAAGAAGGAAAAGGUUCAUUUGGAAAUUGAUCAACCAGCUUAUCGUGGUAAUGACCGUGGAGGUCGCGGUGGACGCGGUGGACGCGGUGGACGCGGACGUGAUAACCGUAACAAUGGCGGACGUAACAAUCAAGGCUCUGUUAACUUGUCUGAUGCCAAUGCUUUCCCUACGUUAAGCAGUGCCUAAUCACGAAGAAAAGCAAUUAGGUGCUUCCUCUUGUCAUGAAAUUCAUUUCUACCUCUUGGAAAAAAAACAAUCCCUCCCCCUACAGAACUUGUAAAGUUAUAAAAAUGUAUUAAAACUUGAAUAAAAAGGAUGAUAAAAGUUUAUAAACAAAAAAAAAUA